This is a messenger RNA of Daucus carota subsp. sativus, 2157 nucleotides long. RefSeq names its product LRR receptor-like serine/threonine-protein kinase FEI 1. The record is from RefSeq and is a predicted model, not a curated record. Gene Ontology annotation, biological process: protein phosphorylation. The coding region runs from base 174 to 1991 and encodes 605 amino acids. The transcript is spliced from 13 exons. Gene Ontology annotation, molecular function: ATP binding; protein kinase activity; protein binding. Lineage: Eukaryota; Viridiplantae; Streptophyta; Magnoliopsida; Apiales; Apiaceae.
AUAUUUUUCUGACAAAUCAUCAGAAAACCCCACCUCCCUCUCCUCAUUCUGCUUCACUUUGUUUACUUCACUUUCUACUUUCUAAAAAAAAAAACACUGCAACUAAACCUCUGUUUCAAUGAAACCCUAAUUAGCUAGCCAAGAAUCAAGAAACCCCUCUUUGUCUCAAGAAUAUGAGAAAACUUGACAUGGGCACUUUGAUUUUUGCAGUUUCAGCUCUUUUGCAAGCAGCCCUUUUCAGCAUUUGCUCUCUUGCUCUUAGUCAAGAUGGUGUUACAUUGCUGGAUUUGAAAAUUAGUUUGAAUGAUAGCAAGAGUUUUCUUAGUGACUGGAAUGAUGGUGAUGAAACUCCAUGCCAAUGGACUGGUAUUUCUUGCAAUGCAGAUGACCAAACAGUUAGCUCAAUAAACUUGCCUUAUAUGCAGCUUGGAGGGUUUAUAUCUCCAAUUAUUGGUAAACUAAGAAGACUCGAGAGGCUGGCACUUCACCAGAACAGCUUACAUGGUGUUAUUCCAAAGGAAAUCGCCAAUUGUUUUGAACUCAGAGCCCUGUACUUGAGAGCUAAUUAUCUUCAGGGUGAAAUACCACCAAAUAUAGGGGACCUGCCAUCUCUCAAUAUAUUAGACCUAUCAAGCAAUUCGAUUACCGGUUCUAUACCAGCCUCGCUUGGUCGUCUAAAAAGGCUACAUUAUAUGAACUUAUCAGCAAACUUCUUUUCGGGUGAAAUUCCAGAUGUUGGAGUGCUUAGCAAGUUCAGAAACAAUUCGUUUAUUGGUAAUUUAGAUCUCUGCGGUCGGCAGAUAAACAAGCCAUGUAAAACUUCAUUGGGGUUCCCUGCAGUGUUGCCACAUGCUGAAAGUGAUGAAGUUGCUGUCCCUACCAAGAAAUCUUCUCAUUACGUGAAAGGAGCUUUGAUUGGAGUUAUGUCCACACUGACAAUAGCACUUCUUGUGCUCAUUGUUUUCUUAUGGGUUUGGUUUCGGUCCAAGAAAGAGAGGGCUACCAAAAGAUACAAGGAAGUUAAAAAACAAUCUUCCAUGGAAACAGGCACCAAGCUUAAAACAUUCCAUGGUGAUCUUCCAUAUACCUCAAGUGAGAUUAUAGAAAAACUUGAAUGCCUUACAGAGGAAGAUGUUGUAGGAACUGGAGGUUUUGGUACUGUUUAUCGGAUGGUAAUGAAUGAUUGUGCAACAUUUGCUGUAAAGAGGAUUGAUAGGAGUCGUGAAGGCUGUGAUGAGGUAUUUGAAAUGGAGCUGGAGAUAUUGGGCAGCGUGAAGCACAUUAAUUUGGUCAAUCUUAGAGGUUACUGUAGGCUCCCUAAUGCAAAGCUUCUUAUCUAUGACUACUUGGCCUUGGGAAGCUUGGAUGACUUUUUGCAUGAACAUUGGGAAGACCAAUCAAUGAAUUGGAACGCUCGCUUGAGAGUAGCUCUCGGAUCUGCUCGAGGUUUGGCAUACUUACACCAUGAUUGCUAUCCGAGAAUCAUCCAUCGUGAUAUAAAAUCUAGCAACAUACUCCUUGAUGAAAACCUAGAACCCCAUGUGUCAGACUUUGGGCUUGCCAAGCUUUUGGUCGACGAGGAUGCUCAUGUCACAACAGUUGUUGCUGGCACUUUUGGCUAUAUGGCCCCAGAGUAUCUACAGAGUGGAAUGGCCACGGAGAAGUCUGAUGUAUAUAGCUUUGGAGUUCUUCUAUUAGAGCUUAUAACUGGAAAGAGGCCCACUGAUCCUGCCUUCGUAAAACAUGGUUUGAAUGUUGUUGGUUGGAUGAAUACGCUGGUGCGUGAGAAUCGAAUGGCAGAAAUGGUAGACAAAAGAUGCAAGGACACAGACUUAGAAACUGUGGAAGCAAUCCUAGAAAUAGCUGCAAGGUGCACUGAUGCAAACCCAGAUGAACGGCCGCAGAUGCAACAGGUGCUCCAGUUCCUAGAGCAAGAGGUCAUGUCACCUUGCCCAAGUGAUUUUUAUGAUUCUCAUUCCGACUAUGCCUGAUUUCCAUAUCAACCAUAUAUUAUUGUUGCAUAACGAAUGUUGAAUAUGCAUCUAAUCUCCCUUUUCGUCCUCACUGUGGCUACUAAGCUUUGGCGACCUGUACUGUAUAAUGUAUAUACAGCUUUAAGAGAUCAAUGUGCUCGUCGCUUUGCACCAUUUAUAUUUA